Vanessa atalanta (red admiral) is the source of this 2625-nucleotide messenger RNA. Its product is annotated as general transcriptional corepressor trfA-like. The record is from RefSeq and is a predicted model, not a curated record. Lineage: Eukaryota; Metazoa; Arthropoda; Insecta; Lepidoptera; Nymphalidae. The transcript has 2 exons. The coding region runs from base 391 to 2076 and encodes 561 amino acids.
CUUAGAAAUUAAUCGCAAUUUAAAUAAGUAAAAACUUAAAAAAAAAGUACAUUAGUUAUUCAUAUAAAGUGUAAAACGUGGAUUAAGGAUUAAAACUUAAAAGUUAAAAAUCAAUUGUUAUAUACAUACAAAAAGUAUAUUUUGAUACUAGCAACUCUAUUAAUUUACAUCUGUCAGAAAAUAACCGUCAGCCGUCUCAAAACAUCAACCACCUGCUGGAUGCCGUGUUUCGUUUUAUAUCGAAUCAUUGUUUUAUACAUAACGAAAAUUAUAAAUGAAAGUUACUUUGGAGUGAAUUGUUUUUACAUUUUUAGUAAAAUUAAGAUAUUGUCGCUAUAAGUUUUCGAUAUUAUUGCGGAAAUAUCAACCACGACUUAUUAAUGGUGUACAAUGGAUGCAGUGGAUAACAAUCAAUUCGAAGUGAAAUCAAGUAAGCGAAAGAUUCAAAGUGGACCAAACGUUUACUUGAACCCUGCUCUCGACUUACUCGCGAACGAAGACCCCAUGUGCAACACAGCCAUGGAAAUAACCCCGAACAAGAGACGCAAAACAACAAAGAGCGAGAUUGCGGCUUUUGAAAACACUGCUCUAGAUCUAGGUAUUAGUAAGGCAGCGGUCAACGAAUUUCUACAGAGAGAACUUAAUAAUGUACGCAAGAAUGUCAAACAUUACGAGACUCCUAUCAAAUUAACAGAAAAUCCAACUAUUUCUAAUCCAGAACCCAUUUAUGCCAAUCUCUCUGAAUUGUCCAAUGAACGAAAUAAUUUUUACAAGCAUGAUAAAGAAGCUAUACCAGAUAGUAUCGAUGACACAAAUCUGAAUACAAUAGAAGAUGAAAUUGAGAUGGAUUCUGGAAUUUCAGAAUUCGACAGCAAAUUUAACACAGUCACAAAUAGCGAGCUGGUUAAUAAUGAUAUUUCCGCUAUAAGUAAUACGACAAACAUUCAGACAAAUAUAACAAAUCAAAUAUUCGUUAAUAAUACCAGUAAUUUAAGUUUCAUCGAUAGACUGGCACUUGAUUCACCUGCAACAUCGAAUCAAUCACUUUAUCUAGAUGAUGAUUUAAACGAAAGUAAUAUUAUGGAGAUUAAAACAAUAACUAUCAUUACAAAAAAGAAAUUAAUACCGAAUAAAAAGAACACAAAUCCUUUCUUAGACCCGAAUUUAAAUGUAGACGAUGUGUCCAGUGAAAAUCCGUUUCUGGACGAUAAACCACAACCCGCAAUAGAAUAUAACGUAGAAACUGUAAACACAUUUGAUAGUAAUGUUCCCAAUAAUUUGAUACCAAGGAAAUUAUUCGCAAGUGACACUAACAGUACGAUAUCAACUGUGAAUGAAUCGUCUCUUAACGCUGAAAAUCAUGAAUAUGAAAAUAUAGAUAGUUAUAGAUCUGAAAGUCCCGUAUAUGAGAAUAUCGGUGAUGAUAUAUCAGACAUGUGUUAUAAUAAACAAAGCAAAAUUCUUGGCUACGAUGUCUCCCAAUUUAGUGCAGUUGAUAUCAUGAAUUUAAACAAAAAGAAUACAACUAACGAAUCAAAUGAAUCAAACGAAAGUAAAAAAGAUUUUAAACAUAUACUUAAAGCGAGUAAUAAACUAUCGAAAAAAGUAUUCAAAACUCUAAAGAAGAAGUUAAAAGGAGAUAAGGUUGAACAGAAUACAACCUUGAAUCCAUAUGAAGUUCCACGAAAACUUCCCAAACAGAAAUCAGAUAAAAAGGACUCGGGGAUAGAAAACCCUGCACUAAAGCUAGAUAAUUCUGAUGAAAUAGAAAUAGAGGAAAUAGAAAAUGAAAACGAAUAUGAAACAAUAAAAACAAUUGAGAAUACAAGACUAAAUACAAAUGUAACUCCGUUGAAAGAAAGAGUUGUAGAUAGCUUUGACCUCUCGCAUAACAAGACUUACACACCCGGUAAGAAAGUUAGAUUUGAUGCAACACUAAAUAGAGAGAAAAUUAUCACUGGGAACAGUUUUAAUAGUGAAAUCCAAAGUCCAGGGUUCGAUUCUAAGGUUGAAAAGUAUCAUGACGAACUUGAAAAUUGUAUUAAUGAAAGAAAAUUCCUUCAGCAGAAUAUGUAAUAUAUUUUGCAACUUUGAGUACUUAAUUAUAAUGAAUUAAACACUUAAUUAUAAUUAAUUAAAAAGCUAAAAAGGCUCUAUAUUAUUAUUGUUAUAGUUUAGUUAUACUUUUUACAUAAUGGAAAAAAGUUAAUAUCGCCUGAAGUAAGUUUCUCUAAUUUAUUAAUACCAAUCUACUCUAUAAAAACAAAACAGUUAAUACUUUAUUUUCUUUCGUUUAAAAUGCACUGAUAUUUUCUAAUUAUCUGUACUAGUGUUCACACAGUAGUCGAAAUUCGAGUGUUAUUACGUUUCGAACAAUUUAAAUUUUUUCCACUUUUUUUUUUAGUGGUAACACUAAAGUACUUUAUUAACUACCAAUCAAAACAAAAGUCGACUGGCAAACUGAGGAGAUAGAUAAUUAACUGUAUUGUAAUUGCCUAUAUAUGUAGAUAAUAAUUCGAUGAAUUAAUUGCUUGAUGCAAAUUAUGAAUUAAUACUUGUCGCACUACGAACGAAAUAAAACGAAUGAGCCAACUUGGUUACCUUGGUGUGCAUGACAACUACUCU